AAGCAAAGCUUUUGUUACAGUUAGCCUGUUGCAUCCAGGAAUCAAGACUGGAAAGGACUUGCCUCAAAGGGCACUCUGAAAACUGAAUUCUAGAGAGCCACCAGCAAGCUGCCCGAAUUUGCCUGUAUCCUCUCAUUCUGCAUCUUACAAAGGACCAGACAAAGCAAAUCGGUAGUUUUUGGUUGCCACCAGCCGUGGAUGCCUUUGACAUUAUGACCGCAGAGGAUUCCACCGCAGCCAUGAGCAGCGACUCGGCCGCCGCGUCCUCGGCCAAGGUGCCCGAGGGUGUGGCGGGCGCGCCCAACGAGGCGGCGCUGCUGGCGCUGAUGGAGCGCACGGGCUACAGCAUGGUGCAGGAGAACGGGCAGCGCAAGUACGGCGGCCCGCCGCCCGGCUGGGAGGGCGCGCACCCGCAGCGCGGCUGCGAGGUCUUCGUGGGCAAGAUCCCGCGCGACGUGUACGAGGACGAGCUGGUGCCGGUGUUCGAGACCGUGGGCCGCAUCUACGAGCUGCGCCUCAUGAUGGACUUCGACGGCAAGAACCGCGGCUACGCCUUCGUCAUGUACUGCCACAAGCACGAGGCCAAGCGCGCCGUGCGCGAGCUCAACAACUACGAGAUCCGCCCGGGCCGCCUGCUCGGCGUGUGCUGCAGCGUCGACAACUGUCGCCUCUUCAUCGGCGGCAUCCCCAAGAUGAAGAAGCGGGAGGAGAUCCUGGAGGAGAUCGCCAAGGUCACCGAGGGCGUGCUGGACGUGAUCGUGUACGCCAGCGCGGCCGACAAGAUGAAGAACCGCGGCUUCGCCUUCGUCGAGUACGAGAGCCACCGUGCCGCCGCCAUGGCGCGCCGCAAGCUCAUGCCCGGCCGCAUCCAGCUGUGGGGCCACCAGAUUGCCGUGGACUGGGCCGAGCCCGAGAUCGACGUGGACGAGGACGUGAUGGAGACCGUGAAGAUCCUGUACGUGCGCAACCUCAUGAUCGAGACCACCGAGGACACCAUCAAGAAGAGCUUCGGCCAGUUCAACCCGGGCUGCGUGGAGCGCGUCAAGAAGAUCCGCGACUACGCCUUCGUGCACUUCGCCAGCCGCGAGGACGCCGUGCACGCCAUGAACAGCCUCAACGGCACCGAGCUGGAGGGCUCGUGCCUGGAGGUCACGCUGGCCAAGCCGGUGGACAAGGAGCAGUACUCGCGCUACCAGAAGGCGGCCAAGGGCGGCGGCGCGGCCGAGGCGGUGGCGCAGCCGCCCAGCUACGUGUACUCCUGUGACCCCUACACGCUGGCCUACUACGGCUACCCCUACAACGCGCUCAUCGGGCCCAACCGGGACUACUUCGUGAAAGCAGGCAGCAUAAGAGGCCGAGGGCGAGGUGCAGCUGGCAACAGAGCCCCGGGGCCCAGGGGGUCCUACCUUGGGGGAUAUUCUGCUGGCCGCGGCAUAUAUAGCCGCUAUCAUGAAGGAAAAGGAAAACAGCAAGAAAAAGGAUACGAACUUGUGCCGAAUUUGGAAAUCUCUGCCGUCAACCCAGUUGCCAUUAAACCUGGUACAGUGGCCAUCCCUGCCAUCGGGGCUCAGUAUUCCAUGUUCCCAGCAGCCCCAGCACCUAAAAUGAUUGAAGACGGCAAAAUUCACACGAUGGAGCACAUGAUCAGCCCUAUUGCUGUGCAGCCAGACCCAGCCAGUGCUGCCGCCGCCGCCGCAGCUGCCGCUGCAGCCGCCGCCGUGAUUCCUGCUGUGUCGACGCCGCCACCCUUCCAGGGCCGCCCGAUAACUCCAGUAUACACCGUGGCUCCCAACGUUCAGAGAAUUCCCACUGCCGGGAUCUACGGGGCCAGUUACGUUCCAUUUGCUGCUCCGGCCACCGCCACUAUCGCCACACUACAGAAGAACGCGGCCGCCGCUGUGUAUGGGGGGUACGCGGGCUACAUACCUCAGGCCUUCCCAGCUGCUGCUAUUCAGGUCCCCAUUCCUGACGUCUACCAGACAUACUGAGCCUGGUGACGAGAGCGAAGGCAGACCACAGAAACGCCACUGAAGGAACGCUUUACUAUUUAUGAAGAAAGAAUGUGUCGGAUUAGCACGCAGGUGCACCCGAAAGUGAAGAAUGCUAUCAGAUGUCACAUUGAAAUAUUUUAUACACAUGAAGUUUUCACUAGUUUUUUAAGACUAUUUUCAAUUUAGCCAGGCCUGCGUUCAUACAUUUCUAAGAGACUUGCAAUGGUUCAUGCCUUGAUACCAUCUUUUAAAAAUUUAUAUGCUGUA
This is a messenger RNA of Otolemur garnettii (small-eared galago), 2258 nucleotides long. It is a transcript of the gene RBM47, whose product is annotated as RNA binding motif protein 47. The transcript has 6 exons. The record is from RefSeq and is a predicted model, not a curated record. Gene Ontology annotation, molecular function: mRNA binding. Gene Ontology annotation, cellular component: nucleus. Lineage: Eukaryota; Metazoa; Chordata; Mammalia; Primates; Galagidae. The coding region runs from base 213 to 1988 and encodes 591 amino acids.